AUGUCUGGGCGUAGUGUCGCACAAAUGUCUCCUAGCACCCGAAACAAAAAGACCAAAGGAUUAGGGCUGAAGCGUCCUUCGCAUGCUACUAGUAUACAAAGCCCUACCAGCGGCUCGUUACUGGGAUCUCCUCGAGAAGGAACCAUUGAGCAUACUCAGUCCGAAGAGAUGAUGGCAGCCUGCUUUCCUUCCUACUGUGCGAUGUGCGAGAAGGAGAUUUUGUACGCUUCCAAUCCACUCUACUGCUCUGAGGCCUGUCGACGCAAGGACUCAGCCAAACCACUCUCAGCAGCCAACAUCACGUCCACCUCAAUGUCGCCCCCCACGACACCUCCCUCUCUGCCGAGACUUCAGGUCCGAACCCCAACUGGUGUGACGAUCAGCACAGACCCUUCUUCCACCAGGAAACCUGCCGACAACCACUCCUUCAAGUCAGAUCUUGACCCGACCGAAUGGAAGCCCAAACCGACACGAGGUGAACGUCCAGUCUCGAGCCGCUACAACUCCGAGGCUUUUCGAUAUUUGUCUUCAUUCCAUCGCAUUAUCAACAAGAAUAACGAAAGUAAUGACCACAAUGAUACCCCAAAUGAGAUCAGAAUAGAUGUUGCAAACACAAGAAUUGCUACCGUUACUGCUCCUACAACCCCUAGCUUGGGCAAUACACCGACCACGACCGCUAGUAGCUGGAGCCUGAGCACGAGUGCUGGUUGUGCGGAUGUGGGGAAUGGUGCUUACGACUUCAAUACUCGACCUUUGGCACCACGACACAACCGAUGGUACUCUACCAGCGUCAUUGCUGGAAGUGGCAUCGAUCUAGUCACCCCUCAUAUUGCACCUCCAGCUGCUUCAUAUAUGGAGAAGGAUGUCACCACUGCUGGUGCGGCAAGAGGUGGACUUGGUGCCUUCUUUGGUGCUGGCGAGGACUAG
This is a messenger RNA of Lithohypha guttulata, 927 nucleotides long. RefSeq lists its product as uncharacterized. The record is from RefSeq and is a predicted model, not a curated record. The transcript has a single exon. The coding region runs from base 1 to 927 and encodes 308 amino acids. Lineage: Eukaryota; Fungi; Ascomycota; Eurotiomycetes; Chaetothyriales; Trichomeriaceae.